Phascolarctos cinereus (koala) is the source of this 1490-nucleotide messenger RNA. It is a transcript of the gene MED9, whose product is annotated as mediator complex subunit 9. Gene Ontology annotation, cellular component: mediator complex. Gene Ontology annotation, molecular function: transcription coregulator activity. Gene Ontology annotation, biological process: regulation of transcription by RNA polymerase II. Lineage: Eukaryota; Metazoa; Chordata; Mammalia; Diprotodontia; Phascolarctidae. The record is from RefSeq and is a predicted model, not a curated record.
AUGCGCACUAAGAAGCGUAGGAGGGGGCGGGGCGGCGGACUCCUCGGUGGCUCGCGGCCUUUCCCGUACCCAGCUCGCCCCGGCGCGGCGCGCCCAGUGACGUGUAAAGGAAGCGACUCUCGCCUAGGCCCCGGCGAUAAUCGACGGAGCGCCGGGUCCACCGGCCCAACGGCCAUGGCCUCCGUCGGAGUGGUCUCCGGGCGACCGGCGGAGGAGACGCUGCCGCAACCGCAGGAGCCGCCGUUGCAGGAGCAGAAGCCCCUGCCGGCUCCCCAGCCUCCGCCGCAGGCGCAGCAGCAACCAUCGCAGCCGCAGCCUCCGGCGUCGGUUACUCUUCAGCCCCCUCCGCUCCCGGGCCUCAAGGAGGAGGAGACCUACUCUUUCCUGCCUUUGGUCCAUGACGUCAUCAAAUGUAUGGACAAAGACAGUGUUGACAUGCACCAGGAGUUGACUGCUCUCAAGACCAAGUUCCAGGAGAUGCGAAAGGUGAUUAGCACUAUGCCGGGUAUCAAUUCGAGUCCAGAACAGCAACAGCAGCAGCUGCAGAGUCUGCGGGAGCAAGUCAGAACCAAAAAUGAACUUUUGCAAAAAUAUAAGAGUCUCUGUAUGUUUGAAAUCCCCAAAGAAUAAAGCAGGCAUGUUACAGUGACAAAAGUGACAAAAACUGGACCAGAGAAGCCAAGAUUACAUUUUCUUCUUCCCUCCCCUGCCCCUUUGUGUGGUUCUGUAUGGAACCCAUCGACUCAUUCUCCAGAGCAGCUCUUUUCAUACUUCUUUGUUGGCUGUGCUCAGUGGUUAGGUCACUGUGGCUGGUUGGAGGCAUGCAUACAAGCAUUUUCUGGUGUGAAUUAAAGGCCUACUAGUGGAAGUGAGUGGUAUACUUUCAUGGGGGCUGAAACUAUAUGGCUGCCUCCUGGGAAGUAACCAUCUGUCACAUUUUCUGGUUCUGACAGAAGUACUGGAGGACACAGUGGGAAAGAGGGCAUUCUUUACUUUCUCCUUCCAUCCCACACUCCCUUCUCCUUGGUUGUGUUCAGUGUGUACGAGGUACAUACUGUUCCUAUUUAUGGAAGUUUCAUGAAACUUUCACAUAGAAUUAAUUGGCCAAAUUACUCUUCAUGCUGCUUGGGUUUAAUGUGAUUAAUGGGUGGCUCUGUGAGAAUGAAUAUAAUUUUGAAUGCAUGGAGGCACCACAGAGAGGAUUUUUUUUGUUCAUAGCAGUGUCAGAGCCCUAAAUAGCUUGUUUUCUUUCUGUUUGAGCCAGUAAAGAUAGCAGUGUCAGUGGGGGUGUCAGUCAGUGAACCUAUGAGGCAGUUACUGAAGCCCUCAUGUCGUCCAGGUCUUGCUAUGCCUACACAUUCUUGCUACUCAGUUAGAUUGUCCCCUGCUGUCUUCAAUUAGCACAUUUGGCCACACUUUUAGUGCCAGAGUAAACAAUUUGCCAGGAUGGCCAAAUCAGCUCUAAUUAUCCUUUGGGAUGGAGAGAGCAG